AUGCCCUCAAACCCCUCCAUGCAGGUUCUCCACAAGGGGCCUGCCUGUCCUGCCUGCACUGGGCCCCUGAAGGAUGCAGUGACUGCCCCCUGUGGACACACCUUCUGCUGGCUCUGCCUCUCCCCACCCUCCAAGAUGGGGUCCCAGCCCUCGGGCAGGGUCCUGCUAUGCCCGCUUUGCAAGGAGGAGGAGCAGACAGAGACUUUCAUGGCCCCCGUGCCCCUGGGCCCUCUGGGGGAGACUUACUGUGAGGAGCAUGGUGAGAAGAUCUACUUCUUCUGUGAGAACGAUGCUGAGUUCCUCUGUGUGUUCUGCCGAGAGGGUCCCAUUCACCAGACCCACACUGUGGGGUUCCUCGAUGAGGCCAUUCAGCCCUACUGGGAUGCAGUGACUGCCCCCUGUGGACACACCUUCUGCUGGCUCUGCCUCUCCCCACCCUCCAAGAUGGGGGCCCAGCCCUCGGGCAGGGUCCUGCUAUGCCCGCUCUGCAAGGAGGAGGAGCAGACAGAGACUUUCAUGGCCCCCGUGCCCCUGGGCCCUCUGGGGGAGACUUACUGUGAGGAGCAUGGCGAGAAGAUCUACUUCUUCUGCGAGAACGAUGCUGAGUUCCUCUGUGUGUUCUGCCGAGCGGGUCCCAUUCACCAGACCCACACUGUGGGGUUCCUCGAUGAGGCCAUUCAACCCUACCGGGUAAGAACACAUCUGUCUUUCUAUCUCUUGCAGACUCAGAUUGAAAGCAAGAAGCAACAGGUAGAAGCAGCUUUUGAGAGGCUGCAGCAGGAGCUGUGGGAACAGCAGUGUCUCCUGCUGGACAGGCUGAGGGAACUGGAGCAGGAGAUCCGGAAGGAGAGGGAUGACUACCACACAAAGGUGUCUGAGGAGGUCACUCGUCUUGGAGCCCAGGUCAAGGAGCUGGAGGAGAAGUGUAAACAGUCAGCAAGUGAGCUUCUACAAGAUGUCAGAGUCAACCACAGCAGGUGUGAAAUGAAGACUUUUGUGAGUCCAGAGGCCAUUUCUCCUGACCUUGUCAAGAAGAUCCGCGGUCUCCACAGGAAAAUACUCACCCUCCCAGAGAUGAUGAGGACGUUCUCAGAAAACUUGGUGCAUCAUCUGGAAACAGAUUCAGUGGUCAUCACUCUGGACCCCCAGACCGCCAGCCGGAGCCUGGUCCUCUCCGAAGACAGGAAGUCGGUGAGGUACACCCGGCAGAAGGAGCACCUGCCCGACGGUCCCCUGCGCUUCGACGGCCUCCCGGCGGUGCUGGGCUCCCCGGGCUUCUCCUCGGGGCGCCACCGCUGGCAGGUGGAGGUGCAGCUGGGCGACGGCGGCGGCUGCACGGUGGGGGUGGCCGCGGAGGGGGUGAGGAGGAAGGGCGAGAUGGGCCUGAGCGCCGAGGAGGGCGUCUGGGCUGUGAUCAUGUCGCACCAGCAGUGCUGGGCCAGCACCUCCCCGGGCACCGACCUGCCGCUGAGCGAGAUCCCGCGCGGCGUGGGCGUCGCCUUGGACUACGAGGCCGGGCGCGUGACCCUCCUCAACACCGAGACGCAGGCGCCCAUCUUCACCUUCGCCGCCUCUUUCUCUGGCAAAGUCUUCCCUUUCUUUGCCGUCUGGAAAAAAGGUUCCUGCCUUACUUUGAAAGGCUGA
Messenger RNA from Galeopterus variegatus (Sunda flying lemur), 1644 nucleotides. Its product is annotated as tripartite motif-containing protein 15-like. Bases 1 to 1644 code for a protein of 547 amino acids. Lineage: Eukaryota; Metazoa; Chordata; Mammalia; Dermoptera; Cynocephalidae. The record is from RefSeq and is a predicted model, not a curated record. The transcript is spliced from 7 exons. Gene Ontology annotation, molecular function: protein binding; zinc ion binding.